GGAAAAAUGUCUUACUUCCGGGGGUAUUCUUACUUUCUUUGGUGAUCAGAUCAAUAAGAGAUUUUACACCUUGAUGACAUUUACGAUUUUGCAGUAUAAAAUUAUUGACAACUAAUACACAUUUAAAGUAUGAAAAGAAUGUCAGAUUAUUUUAAUGAGCUUUUUUCUAAAGUGUGGAGGAGAUUUUAGAAAAAAAAAGAAACGGUUGUGGUCGGAGCACUUCCUCUGUCUGUUGUUUAAAGCUUGACAAGAAGUGUUACCUGACUGUGGCAGAAAGCGAACGUGUUAGUGUUUACAGAUUACGCUGUUAGAGAGCAGCAUUUCACACACAGCAUGAGGAUUAUACAAAUUCAACUCUAUCUACUUGUGUGCUGUGGAGCUGCAGAAGGUUCCCCAGACAUGUUGGUGGAUUUGGGACGAACUGUGACCCUACAGUGUGAAGUGGCUGUAAAAGAUGUGCUCUGGUUCCUGAUGAAGCCGUCAGAACCUCCAGUGUUUAUAUUACGCUCUUUCUCAAGUAAAACUCUGGAUUCACAUUACAGUAACCAGACCUUCAGCAAGACUUUCUCAGUGCAAUACAACAGCAGUUUAUUUAUACACAAUAUCAGUACUAAUGAAUUAGGAGUGUAUUAUUGUAUUCAGACUCCAACUGGUUCACCUCCUAACAUCAGCCAUAGAAUCAGACUUUACAUCCGGAAUCAUUCAGCUGACAAUCAGAUGGGUGACAUUAGACAGCAGCAGAAUCAGACAGCUGGUGAAGAUGAACUUUGGAGGAAAGUCGCGAUCGUAUCAGGAAUAAUGAACUGUCUUGUGAUCUUUUCUGUCAUAGAAAAACUCCACACUGCUAGAAGACUGAUAUCAGAUGCGUUAAUGAUGUUUCAGUCUGGAUCGGGAGCCGCUGUGGAAGAUCAAAUUUCCCAAAGUUCCAACCUCCGAACUGUAAGGAAGAGCAGCUCAAUGGAUCACAGAAUUACUCCACACAAGUGCAGGACCACAGCAUCUUCACCCUGGUAAUCUUUACUCAGCUUUCUCAUGAGGCCUAAAAUAUAUACACACACACACACACACACACACACACACACACACACCAUACAGUAAAGUGACCUUUUUCUGAAAUCAAACCGAAUAUUUGGUCCCA
Silurus meridionalis is the source of this 1138-nucleotide messenger RNA. RefSeq lists its product as uncharacterized. The transcript is spliced from 5 exons. Bases 334 to 1014 code for a protein of 226 amino acids. The record is from RefSeq and is a predicted model, not a curated record. NCBI's taxonomy places the organism in Eukaryota, Metazoa, Chordata, Actinopteri, Siluriformes, Siluridae.